AUGCUGGAUGAUAUCGAGGCUGGUUCUCAGCGCACCGUACUGUCCGCGAAUGGCACCGACAUUGACGAUACCCUAGCUCGUUACGGCGAUAUGGAGUCCGCCGCUGCGCUCCCGGGUAGUGACCUCGAUGAACAAGGCCCUCGGAUGCUUGUCGACGUCAGUCCGGUCACUAGCUUCGUGGAGAUGGGACGCACCACCGCCGCUAGCUUUACACUGAACUAUCUACAGACCAUGGCCCUUCAACUCGUUUGCGUAUUUCUGGACAAGUAUACUGCCGAUCCGGACUCAGCUGGUCAGCAUCUUCAAUAUACCGGCGGGCCGGGAGGCACGGGAAAGUCAAGGAUUAUCGAUGCCCUGAAGGGCGUGUUCGCGGCGAGAGACCAGCCACAUCUUCUGCAGAUAACCGGCACAUCAGGCAGUUCGGCGGCCCAGAUUGGCGGCACGACGAUCCACUCGGCCUGUGGUAUGCUGGGAGGAGCCACUCUGCACAACGUCAGUCGUCACCUGCAGGCACUCCGUGACUGUCCGGACGAACCGUUUGGCGGCAUGCCCGUCGUUCUACUGAUGGGAGACUUCUACCAGUUCGCCCCCGUGCGGGAAACAAGCCUCCUGAUCAACAGACCGCCGGACCGAACACAGACCCCCCUGCGACAAGCCACCAUCUCUCACCACAGCGGCUGCAGAUUGUGGCAUCUGUUCAAAACCGUGGUGCUCCUCGAAGACCAAGUCCGCGCACGCAACGAUCCCCAACUCCGUGCACUCCUGGAUCGAGUUCGUAACGGGCGCCAGACCCAUGAAGAUCUGAGCUUGCUCAAUGCCAACAUUGUAGGACGCUCGCAAAUCACCUUCCACGAUGGUUUGCGCGCUAUAACGCCGCUGAACCGCACCCGGUGGGCCCUCAACAUGGAAGCUGUUGUGGGCUGGGCGCGCUUCAACCAGCGGCAUAUCCGUAUCUUUGUCUCGACUCACACCUGGCGUAGCGGCGCGCUUUCUCCAGACAUCGUAGUGCGAACCAUCGGACAAGGCGACGACUCUGCCUGCAAAGUCCCCGGCGUCUUCUUCUACGCCCAGGGCAUGCCCGUGGUUGUGAACAAGAACAUCUACACUGGCCUGAAGGUUGUGAAUGGGGCCGACUUUACCGCCGUGGACGUGAUAAUCGAUCCCAAUCACCCGGGAUACUGCUUGGCAGAUGACGUGACCAUCCACUUCGGGCCACCGCUCGGCAUUCUUCUGCAUGCUCAUCAGACCCAUGUCGCAUACGCUCGAUUCGACUAG
Molecule: messenger RNA, 1275 nt
Organism: Hirsutella rhossiliensis
Lineage: Eukaryota; Fungi; Ascomycota; Sordariomycetes; Hypocreales; Ophiocordycipitaceae
Product: ATP-dependent DNA helicase PIF1
Exons: 3
Coding region: 1-1275 (424 amino acids)
Source: RefSeq, a predicted model, not a curated record